Molecule: messenger RNA, 345 nt
Organism: Didymodactylos carnosus
Lineage: Eukaryota; Metazoa; Rotifera; Eurotatoria; Philodinida; Philodinidae
Source: the annotation of a GenBank genome assembly
AUGUUAGCAUCUUCUAUCACGUUUUCUGGUUCAAAAAUCAUUAAUCCGAAGUCUUCAGAUGAACCAUCAACACUUUCAUCCACAAUUCCCAGAAACAAAUGUUCUUCAAUUGUUCACCAAAAUUUAACACCAUUGACAUUUCCAUCAUCACAAUAUAUGCCAAUCGUACAUUCACAACCAGUUAUUAGUACCGCCAUUACUGCAUCUUCUCAGACUGGUGUGCUAAAAAUGUAUAAUAAAUUGCCUUUAACACCAAAACAAUUAGCAGAAUGUAAAGGAAUACCGUGGCAGGAAACGACACGAGCAAUGAAUAUCAAUUGUUUUCCGACUGUAACAAAUAUUUAG